GAUGUGCUGUUGGCUUUUUCGGUUUAAAUAAUUUUGUUAAUUGCCUUAUUUUACGUACAUAAAAUGUAAAUCAUAUAAUAUAAAAGUGCACUUCUAUUACCGCAUUAUAGUUUUCGGUUUGUGUUUAUCAUUUCCCUUGUGGUUUAUUUACGGUCUUCAAACGGGCAACCUGUGAAACUUGUUUUGUUGUUGUGUUUAAUAGUUUAGAAGAAAAGUUUCCGUCAUAUUCUUGUGUGAGGAGUGGCUGCUUUUGUAGUGAAGGCUAAAAAUGGCAUAAACGUCAAAAUAGCGGCUAAAAGAGCUUAGAAAAGUGGUGAUUGCGUUCCGUGAACAUCGCAGUCGAAGUCUGAAACAAAAUUAAUACCCAGCAAGCAAUCAGAACAGGAUCAGUAAGUUUACCAACGACGGACAAGUUUUUCAAAAAUACAAGAAAAACGAUAUUGGGGCGGUGGUGGCGAACCUAAGCUGUAUAUCAGCCAACCGCCGGAUUGUUGCUACAAUUACUGGUUGACGCUAGUUCCCGAGCUAGAGAGAAUUAGGAUACAGAGUUGGCAACUGCUGCAGCUCUGAUUGGACAUUCGCAGAGUAGGUGAAGUAAAGGCGAAGCGUGUGGAACGUAGAAAGGUGUUCAAGUAGUUUGGCGAAUGCGCGUGUUAAUGUAAGAUUUGCUAGUGGGAAAUGUUGCGCUUUUUAAGUCGCCGGAAGGUGCGUAGCAACUAUGUGGAAAGCAGAGGAGGCGUCGGUGGAGGUGGCGGAGGAGCAGGUGUUACGAAUGCGGGUAGUAGUGGCGGAACGCAAAUAAAGGCGCAGCGUAUGCCAGUAAAUAAAAAUAAAAUUGAAUGUCGUGUAGUGUUGCUGGAUAAUACAGAUCUCUCCAUUGAACUAUCGAAAAAGGCCCUAGGAAGCUUCCUGUAUGAGCAAGUGUUCUAUGCUUUAGAUGUAAUAGAAAAAGACUACUUCGGUUUACAGUUUACGGAUGCUAAUCAUGUUAAACACUGGCUGGAUCCCACAAAACCUAUAAAGAAACAAGUAAAAAUUGGUCCACCUUACACUUUCCGUAUGAAAGUCAAAUUUUACUCAUCCGAGCCGAACACUUUGCGUGAAGAGUUGACUCGUUAUCUUUUCUUCCUACAAUUGAAACAAGAUCUCCUGGAAGGUCGUUUAGAUUGCCCCGAUGACAAAGCGGCAGAAUUGUGUGCGCUCGCAUUGCAAUCGGAACUUGGUGAUUACGAUGAGCAAGUGCAUACAGCCGCCACAGUGUCGGAGUUUCGCUUUGUUCCCGAACAAACAGAGGAUCUGGAGAUCGCCAUAUUGGAAGAGUAUAAGACUUGUCGUGGCUUGACGCCAGCUCAAGCUGAAACUGCCUAUUUAAACAAAGCUAAGUGGUUGGAUAUGUACGGCGUUGAUAUGCACACAGUCUUGGGUAAAGACGGUUGCGAGUAUCACUUAGGUCUUACACCAACUGGUAUUUUAGUUUUUGAACGUGAUCAAAAAAUCGGUCUGUUCUUCUGGCCUAAAAUAAGUAAGCUAGAUUUUAAAAAGAAAAAGCUUACGCUCAUCGUUAUCGAGGAUGACGAUGAAGGACGCGAACAAGAGCAUACAUUCGUUUUUCGUUUAUAUAACGAGAAGGCCUGUAAACAUUUGUGGAAAUGUGCUGUCGAACAUCAUACUUUCUUUCGUUUGCGGGCGCCGGUCAAAGGCCCUUCAGCCCGUCAGAAUUUCUUCCGCAUGGGUUCACGUUUCCGUUACUCUGGUCGUACAGAAUUUCAAACCACACAGCAAAGUCGUGCCCGGCGCACCGUACAAUUCGAGCGACGCCCAUCCCAACGUUUCGCCAGCCGCCAAUCACAUUUACUACGUGAACGUCAAAAAGCUUCACAAGAAGCUGCUGCUUCUGCUGUUGCUGCAGUAAAUGCACGCGCAGCAGCAGCAGCCGCGGCCGCCAAUGAGCCAGCCAACACUACUAUCGAUUCGCUGCUUACGAACACAUCAACGACGGAGCAACCUUCAAAUGCUGUUACACCCUCACCGUCUAUCCAGACAGUCAUCUACAAUGCAGAGAUGUUAAAUGAUUCGGCUACUUGCAGCACAUCUGCGGCGCGAAGUAACUCUGGAGCCUUGCGUUGUAAUUCCAUGCGAUCGGACUCAAGCGGCGAAGACGGCGGCUAUAGUAAGCUGGAUUGUUACAAUAAAGAAGGCUUGACUGUGAAACUGGAUAGCGAGUCCAUAAGUGCAACCAGUAGCGGAUAUCCAACAAAUGCAACGAAAAAUGUUGAUGAUACCAAUCCAUUUAGGAAUAACGCCUCCUCGCACCAUGGCUCCUUCGGCAAAGCCUCAAUUAGUUCAGGUUUCAGCAUUAGAAGUGCCUUAUCGGAUAAAGAUAAAGAGCUAGAUUCAUUACUUAAGUCCAUUGUUAAAGAUCCAUCCCCAUCUAUACUAGCAACCGAAGCUAUUAAUGAUGCUAACAGUAUCAGGGUGACGAUCAAUAAGACAUUCGAUAUGGAACACAAUACGGAGACUUUGAAACGACUUUCGAACUCGGAUAAACCGAAUAAUCAAGUGAAGCUUGCAAAUAUAAGCGGAGGCGCACUACCACCCGGUCACAUUAAGUGCAAUAUUUUGAAAGCGCGCGUGGAGGAGGAACUUGGCACGAGUGCGCUCUCGAAUGCCAAUACGAAUGCGAAAAUGACGAAUCAAAUGUUUGUGCCCGCUCCUAGCACAGUGCAGCACAACAAUAAUAACAGCAAUAGCAUAUUCAGCAGUAUUAGUUCGAACAACAAUAACACAACUUACAGCAGUGAUGGCCCCGAUUCACUGAAUGCCACUUACAUUUCGGUGGGCGGUGAUAAACUAACUUUGAGCAUAACGGAACAAAAGCCAACAGGCAGCACCACAAUGGCAAGCGGUGUUGUUGCCACUGUAGGUAGUGGUAAUACAGAUGCUAAUGUGUCAAACAAUUAUGGCACAGACUCCAUUUCUUUGCCUUCACCCACAUCAUCAUCGGCGAAGAAAAUUUCCGCUUCUAAAACAACAAUAUCACCUUUUUCCAAUGCCACUUUCAUAUCCGAAUUCAAUUCAAUGAGUCCUAUCGUGUCAUCGUCAUACAAUAACACACAUACCAGCUCAAUAUUUACCACAACGGCAGCGAGUCCUACCAGUCUAACGAAUGCCAACGAAACGUUUACAGUUAGAAAGAGUAAUGUCAAAACUACAACAACAAACGACAGCUUGUUAACACCCACUCUGCCUAUAACACAUAUAUCAACCAUAACCACGCCACCGCCUACACCCACUCAUACUUUCAACGCCACAUCAUCCGCAGCCAAUGCCUCAGCUGCUGAGCGGUUAAUUAACGAAAUAUUCAUCAAUAAUAUAAUAAAUAAUAAUGUACGUGCAACGAAUGAUAAAAAAACCGGCAGUGCCCUUGGAAAGAAUAGUGAAACAGAGUUGGUGAAUAUCGAAGUAGACAACAACCAGAAGUCGGUGACCAAGCCAUCCGCCGGCACUACACUCUUCUCCACUUUGCGUGAACAAGAGCGCCAACAACAGCAGCAGCAAGCGAAUGAUGAGCGGAGCGAAACCGAUGCUCAUUUGCCAACGAAAAAUGAAAGCGAAAAAAAGCAUCCGAAUAAUCAUUCCGUUACACAUAUACAAUCCCAUAAUGACAUGGUAUCGCCGUGGCUAGUGUCCUCGGAAGUGGUGUCAGCGCCGAAAGGUAAAGAACCAACAAUAUUACGAAAAUCAGUUAUAACAACGCAAUUGUAAGUGCUCAGUUAGCCGACGUUGAAAUUAGGUUAUGUAUGUAAUUUUGGAUUUAUAUGAAUUUCUCACAAAAGAAAAUUAAAUAUAUUUAUUGAUAAUUUCGUAACAAAUGCGAAUUUAUCGCGGAUGCAUACAAUACAUAUAUAUGCACUUCGAAAACGAUAACUUGAAUAAUGAAUUUAUAUAAUUAAACUAAAUCCAUCACUCGCGAGAGUAUAGCCAAUAAUGUUUAUUACAGUUUAAUUAACUGUUUGACGUUAAUUUAAUUACAUUACAGAUUAUUUACUUACUUUAAAAACGAAUUCCAUUAGUAGUAUAGCCAAAUCGGCAUUGUAAACGUUCACUCGUACUUAAUCCGAAAUUCCAUUUUUACUAUUUAUUAUUAUACAUACAUAUAUAUAAAUAUAUAUAUAUAUAUACAACUACUUAAAAUAAAUGACAUAAAUAUGUAAAUGUUUACAAAUUAUGCGCAGCUAUUGCAUAUGUACUUAAGUUUACUUAAAACAUAACUGUAUAACGGGCGUAUGUCAAAAAUUAACAUACCUACCUGCCUACAUACAUAUAAACACACAAAUAUAUUAAUACUGAAAUCUACAAGCGCUGAACAAUGAUAAUUCGAAACGAAAGUUUGUGCCUUAUUGUACUUCAUAACUUCAAUGAUAUUAAGAGUUAAGCAGCUGUUGCGAAUAAGAACCCGCCUUUAUAGCAUUUUACAAGUUUUAACAUACAUACAUACAUGCAUGCAUAAAUCCAAAUUAGUGAUUAUGCGCAUAUCCUACUUAAUAACAAAACGGAACAAAUGGCAUUUAAACGAGGUUUGUGGUUUGAGAGUUCAAUUUAAGUGAUUGAUGAAACAAUUUUUUUAUUUCAUAUUUCCUUAUGCAACGUUGAAUUAUAAUGCAGUUUAAUAAUUUGAAAAAUGUGCGGAAUGUGUCACAUAAAUCAAUUACACGCGCGCCCGUUUACACUCAAUUAAUCUUUUUUUUGUUUUGUUUUUGUUAGUUUUUGUGUAGUCGCUGUGUGUAAACAAGUUGAAAUGACGUUUGUACCAAAAGAGGUAAAACGUUAGUUUUUAGUACCAUAAUGCUUACUUAUACCAGCGUAUAUAUUUAAUAGCUAAAUUGUAGUUUUAUAAUUGGGUCUGACAUACUCAUAAAUAAGCUGACAAAUUGAGACAGAUGUUAAUGUGAAUUUGGAGCCCAUAUGUAAGUUUUUUUUUUAAUUGCUGUAAAAUGAAAUUAAUAUGAAGUUAAUAUAUAUUUUUGUUUUUUCAAUUCCCACAAAUUUAUUAUUGCAAUAU
Anastrepha obliqua is the source of this 5062-nucleotide messenger RNA. RefSeq names its product band 4.1-like protein 5. The record is from RefSeq and is a predicted model, not a curated record. The coding region runs from base 679 to 3765 and encodes 1028 amino acids. Gene Ontology annotation, cellular component: cytoskeleton. Gene Ontology annotation, molecular function: cytoskeletal protein binding. The transcript is spliced from 11 exons. Lineage: Eukaryota; Metazoa; Arthropoda; Insecta; Diptera; Tephritidae.